UGAUCGACCGACAAAGGAUCCAAACUGUGCCAUUAAUGAAGGAGACAAGGUCUUAGGAUCUCCACUGAACUUGCAGAUAUAUGUCCCUCUUUCUUUUUCUACUAUUUCUCUCUUCAAGGAACAAUGAACCUUUAACUUAAGGGUCUCUCUCUUUUACAUUUCCUCCAUAUAUAACUACACUUUCAGUUUCAUCUUUCAAACCACAAUAACAUUUUUCCUCUCUCUCUUUCUCUCUCUAUCUCUAUCUCUCUAUAUCUAGAUAUAUAUAUAGCUACUUAUGAAUAAUUUUCAUCCUAAUACUUCUCUUCACUUAAUUAACCAACCACAAAAUGAGAAUAUUCAUCAUCAUCAUCUGAAUCUAGAUCUUGUUCUUGAACCAUCUUCUUCAUCGUCAUCAUCCUCACCUAUAAGUUCAACGGAGCAAAGGAUAUUCUCAUGCAACUACUGUCAGAGAAAGUUUUACAGUUCUCAAGCUUUGGGAGGACACCAAAAUGCUCACAAACUUGAAAGGACACUUGCCAAGAAGAGUAGAGAGAUAACUUCAGCCAUGCAAUCUUAUAAUGAAUUACCAGAACACCCUUCAAACUACAACACUACUUUUGCCCAUGGAAAUUCUCAUCUUCACAAUGACCAUGGACAAGGAGGUCAUUUUAUGAGGUAUGGUGGAAGAAAAGAAUUUAGUUAUGGUGGUAAUUCUAAUAAGGAAGGUGUCAGUUCUUCUUGGUCAAGGGGUUAUAACACUCCUUCUGAACAUGUUCAGGAAGAUAUUAACCAACUUGACUUGUCCUUAAGGCUUUGAGAUGAAACAAUCAUUCAGUUACUAUAAUUAAGAACAAGGUUGAAAUAAUUACUGAAAUUAGUCACAGAAAAAAUAAACAUUUUUCUGUCUCUAAAUUUCUUAAGCUAAUUCAACUGAUUUGAUUUCAAGGUGUAACAAUUAUUUCAAGUGUCACUUUCUAGAAGAAUCUGAGUUUCAUGUUACAUAUAGAUUAGAUUGGUUACUAGUUUGUUAAAACUGUUUACCUUUAUGGUUUCUUUAUAUGUUUCUGUAGUAUUGUUGUAAGCAUGGCAGAAUUUCUAUGAGGUGUUUUUAAGAGAAAAUUAGGUUUUGUUAAAAUAAAUGUAUAGCAGGUAUUGUAAAAUUAGGUUUUCCAUAUCAAAAGGUAUAUAUUGUUUCAA
Messenger RNA from Lathyrus oleraceus (garden pea), 1179 nucleotides. Its product is annotated as zinc finger protein 2. The transcript has a single exon. Lineage: Eukaryota; Viridiplantae; Streptophyta; Magnoliopsida; Fabales; Fabaceae. The coding region runs from base 278 to 799 and encodes 173 amino acids. The record is from RefSeq and is a predicted model, not a curated record. Gene Ontology annotation, biological process: negative regulation of abscisic acid-activated signaling pathway.